This is a messenger RNA of Durusdinium trenchii, 342 nucleotides long. NCBI's taxonomy places the organism in Eukaryota, Dinophyceae, Suessiales, Symbiodiniaceae. The record is from the annotation of a GenBank genome assembly.
AUGCUUAGCAGUCCUUUAAAUCCCCCUCCAUCCGGGCCUUCCCACCCAACCGGACGGACGCUUUUCGGACCACCCCCGGUCCCUCCGCCGCGCGACCUCCGCCAGCGCUUUAUGGGCGGCGCCGACCUCCGGGCCGACAGCGCGCCCAUCCGGUUGGAUGCGGAUGCGCCGCCGGACCCACGACAGAAGCUCGAAAGCAUGCGACGAGGCUUGGUUGCCGUGGGUGUGGAUAGUGCCCUCUUUGAGCAAGUGGUGGACAGACUGGCGCCCAAUGGAGACCUCGAAAAGGCGUGUGAGGUGCUGAAAACACGUUUCGCUACGGCCCUGAAUGCCUUGCAGUGA